Molecule: messenger RNA, 2333 nt
Organism: Eubalaena glacialis (North Atlantic right whale)
Lineage: Eukaryota; Metazoa; Chordata; Mammalia; Artiodactyla; Balaenidae
Gene: MPPE1
Product: metallophosphoesterase 1
Exons: 11
Coding region: 327-1610 (427 amino acids)
Biological process (GO): GPI anchor biosynthetic process; endoplasmic reticulum to Golgi vesicle-mediated transport
Cellular component (GO): endoplasmic reticulum-Golgi intermediate compartment
Molecular function (GO): phosphoric diester hydrolase activity
Source: RefSeq, a predicted model, not a curated record
GCAAGCGUCGCGCCGCCGGCAGCUCCGAGACCUCGGGCGCACUGAGGCAGGUGCGGGAACGCACGGGGCGAGCCCUGCGGACCUGCGGUGGGAGCCCGCGGCCCGAGGCCGGCGCGGGGCUGGGCCUCCGGGACAGGAGCAGGCGGCUGCGCAGGCAGGUAGAGGCGCUCUGAUUUUGGGGAGCACAAGCCAACCUUCAUACCGGUCUCUGGCUUUAAAAGGUACUCGGCUAAGACACCAGCACCAGCUGCACCUGGCCAGGAGUCUAGUUUCCUUGUGGGAAGUCUGGUGGAUUUGACUUGGCUGCUGCACCCCCAGGCAGGGACAUGGCUGCAGGGGACAUGGCCUCGACCCGGCUGGGGGCCGGGAGGCAGCACCUCCGUCCACUGAAGAGGAGGGGCUUGGUGCUGCUGAGACUCACGGCCAUCGUCUUUGCUGUGUUUCUCUUUUGUGAAUUUCUAAUCUAUUACCUAGUGAUCUUCCGGUGCAGUUGGCCUGCAGUGGAAACUCCUGCGGAUGCCGGUGGACUCGGGACCCCUGAGCCUGUGCUCAGGGCCAUGUUCUUGGCUGACACCCACCUGCUCGGGGCUGUGAGAGGCCACUGGCUGGACAAAUUACGGAGGGAGUGGCAGAUGGAGCGAGCCUUCCAGACGGCGCUGUGGCUGCUGCAGCCCGAAGUCGUCUUCAUCCUGGGAGAUGUCUUUGACGAAGGGAAGUGGAGCUCCUCCCAGGCCUGGGCGGACGACGUGGGGCGCUUCUGGAAGAUCUUCCGACACCCGCCCCAUGUGCAGUUGAGGGCCGUGGCUGGCAACCAUGACAUCGGCUUCCACUACCAGAUGAACACAUACAAAAUAAAACGAUUUGAGAAAGUUUUCAACCCUGAAAGGCUGUUUUCUUGGAAAGGAAUUAACUUCUGUGUCCCAGGGACACAGUCACCAGCAGACUGCACAGGUGGCCCAUGGCUGAUCUCCUGCCCUUGCCUCAGUUUCGUGAUGGUUAACAGCGUCGCACUGGAAGGGGACAGCUGUGACAUCUGCUCUGGAGCAGAGGCUGAGCUCCUGGAAAUCUCUCACCGGCUGAACUGCUCCCGGGAGCAGGAGCAUCGCCCCCAAGAGUGUGGAGACGGGCAGCGGCUGCCGGCCUCGGCCCCCAUCCUCCUGCAGCACUUCCCGCUUUACCGGAGAAAUGACGCCAACUGCUCCGGGGAGGACGCGGCACCCCCCGAUGAGAAGUACACCCCCUUCAAGGAGCGCUACGACGCGCUCUCCCAGGAGGCCUCGAGGAAGCUGCUGUGGUGGCUCCGGCCGCGCCUGGUCCUCAGUGGCCACACGCACAGCGCCUGUGAGGUCCUGCAUGGGGCCGGCGUCCUGGAGGUCAGCGUGCCAUCUUUCAGUUGGAGGAACAGAAACAACCCCAGUUUCAUCAUGGGCAGCGUCACGCCCACAGAGUACGCCCUUGCCAAGUGCUACCUGCCCUGCGAGGACACGGUUCUGACCACGUACUGCACGGCGGCUGGGGGCCUCGUGCUCCUCAUGUUAGUCCAUGCUGGGCUUGUAGCCUCACCUUUUCACUUCGGUUGGAACAUGCUUAGAAAAUUUAAGACCACGUGAGUAGCAGGAGACGUUCUGCACUUAGUAGUAAGUCCCGAAGCCAACGAAACUGAACUUCGGGCAGUGCUUACGGAGGGCGAGACCAAAGUGGGCCAUGGGCACAGCUCGUAGGAUCUGGGUCGCUGGUGCAGAGUCCUGCAGAAUCAAUAGUUGAUUGUGCUGUUCUUACGCUGCAAAAAUGGGACUUGUCUCUACAGCAGGUCUGUCUUCUCGUUUUAUCAAAUAUAUGUGUAAUCAAAGAUUGUAUCUGUACAGUGUGUAAAAGCUAUGAAUGUCAUCACUUGCAUGCACUAGACAGCCUUCCUUCCCCAAGACGGAGGGUUAGCUGUUCACAAAUGCUGGGUUUGCUUCUGUCCUCCUAUGAGUAGUUCUCAAGUUCUUAUAUUUUAUAAAGCUGUAUACUUAAAAUAAAAUACAGAUGCUACAAGCAGGAAUACAUUGUUCUCAAGACUUCUGUAUUUCUGUGCUAAAUUAAUGGAAUCAGAUUUUUAUUAAUUAAUUUAUUUUUUUUGGCCGCGCCAUGCGGCAUGCAGGAUCUUAGUUCCCUGACCAGGGAUCAAACCCGUGCCCCCUGCAGUGGAAGCACAGAGUCUUGACCACUGUACCGCCAGGGAAGUCCCUGGAAUCAGAUUUUUAGAUGAGUGUAAUUUUCUCUCCAGCAGACCAAGUUGUUAAAUUUGAAUUGAAUGCCUGUCAGUGAUCAAAAGAAACUUGAAAAAUGGA